This is a messenger RNA of Cynara cardunculus var. scolymus (artichoke), 1914 nucleotides long. Its product is annotated as glucan endo-1,3-beta-glucosidase 14-like. Gene Ontology annotation, molecular function: hydrolase activity, hydrolyzing O-glycosyl compounds. Bases 317 to 1507 code for a protein of 396 amino acids. The transcript is spliced from 3 exons. Gene Ontology annotation, biological process: carbohydrate metabolic process. NCBI's taxonomy places the organism in Eukaryota, Viridiplantae, Streptophyta, Magnoliopsida, Asterales, Asteraceae. The record is from RefSeq and is a predicted model, not a curated record. Gene Ontology annotation, cellular component: plasma membrane.
AUAUCUCCGCGGCUAUAAAACGCGUCUCCUUCCAAAGAAAACGACCGCUAAAACCCCCAUUAUUCCGCCUAUCGCCACCGCCCUCCGUCGCCAAAACCGCCGUGGUAAACAUCACCUUAGAAAGAGUAGUUCGGUUAUCUACUAAUUCAGAGAGAGAAAUUUGUAUUUACGUACGUGCAUAUAUCUAUGUCUAGAGAAAGAGUGUGUGUGUGAGAGCAACUUUAGAUAGAGAUUUUGGACUGUUAAUUCAUCUUAUGGCAUGGCUGAGUUGGAGGUUUGAAAGCAACGGCGAGAGAGUCGUUUUAUUGACUCCGAGAUGAAGAUAUCGCGAUCCUUUGGUCGAUGUUUACUUCUGCUUUUGGUAUUUUUAGUUCAAAAAGGGUACGUGGCAGCUAAAUCAUUCACAGGGACUUAUGGUAUAAAUUACGGAAGGCUUGCAGAUAAUAUCCCUUCUCCUAAUGAAGUUGUUAGGCUUCUUAAAGCAGCUAAGAUAAAGAACGUAAGAAUUUAUGAUGCUGAUCACAGUGUUCUUGAUGCAUUUAGUGGGAGUGGUCUGGAUUUGGUGAUUGGUGUUAAUAAUGGAUUGGUGAAGGAUAUGAGUAAUAGUGCUGAUCAUGCCCUUGAUUGGGUCAGAGACAACGUGCAAGCGUACUUUCCCGAGACCCAUAUUGUCGGGAUUGCUGUCGGAAAUGAAGUUCUGGGAGGGGGUGAUAUGGAUCUCCAGGCAGCUCUGUAUGGGGCAGUUAAAAAUAUUUACAAUGCUACUCAAAAGUUGCAGUUGGAUGGUGUAGUUCAGAUAACAACUGCUCAUUCACAGGCUGUUUUCGCUAGUUCAUACCCUCCAUCGUCAUGUGUCUUUACAGAAAAUGUUUCCCAAAACAUGAAAAAACUACUAGAUUUGUUUUCACAGAUGGGGUCUCCUUUCUGUUUAAAUGCUUAUCCUUUUUUAGCUUACAUGGGUAGUCCAGAUGAGAUUGAUAUAAACUAUGCUCUCUUCAAUCCAACUGAUGGAAUAUAUGAUGAAAAAACAAAUCUUCAUUAUGACAACAUGCUUGAUGCUCAGAUUGAUGCAGCUUAUGCUGCACUGGAAGAUGCUGGAUUUAACAAGAUGGAGGUUAUAGUGACGGAGACAGGAUGGGCUUCUCAUGGAGAUGCUAAUGAAGGUGCUGCAACGUUCGAAAAUGCAAAGACUUAUAAUUACAACCUGCGUAAAAGGCUUGCGAAGAGGAAGGGAACUCCACGGAGGCCAAAAUCUAUGUUGAAGGCAUAUAUUUUUGCUUUAUUUAAUGAGAAUUCAAAGACUGGCGCGACUUCUGAAAGGAACUUUGGUCUGUACAAACCUGACGGGACAAUCGCGUAUGAUAUAGGGUUUCCAGCUCUGCAAUCUUCAUCUUCAAUUUCAUCUCUUCUAUCAAUUAAGGAACUUGGAGCUCAAGGGUGGCAUUGGUCCUAUAUCUCGGUCUUAAGUGCAUGUGCAUCAACGUUGUUUCUAUUUCUAAGAUCAUAAAACAGUUGGCUCCAGAGUUGCAGAAUAUGAGUUCAUUACUGAAGAUUAUUUCCUCCUUCCAUCCUAAAAUAAGUGCCCAUCUUGGUUAGGUAAUAAUUUGUCCGCUUAAACCGUAUAUACUUUUCAUGAUAUAUAUUCUUUUUCACAAGAGUAUUCGUAAGUUUAAACUUAGAAUCGAUAAUACUUAGGUGGACCAAGAUUAGAUGCUGAAGGCCAAACUGGGCACUUAAUUGGCAAUGGUCAACGUUUUAUGGUUUUGAUCAUAAGUUGUGUUACUACUCAUGCUUACUUGCAAGAUGUUAGUGAUCAGUUUUGAGCUUCUAUGCUUCUGUUUUCAUUUUCUGUAAUGACUGGUAUUAAUCUGGAAGAAUCCCCUCUCAUGGCACUGCCCUACUUUUUCGGUGUCU